AUGGCGCAUCGACUCGCGGCGUCUCUGAAGUUUUGGCGGGCGGCGCAGCAAGUGAUGGAGGGCGUCCUUUCGCGCGGCGCCAACCUCGGCGAUUCCACUUCUACUAAUGGCACCGCCCCGGCGGGAUUGAGAAGGAGCGGGAGUGCAGAGCAGGCGGAGAAAGCACCACGGGCGAUCCUGGAGCGUGGGGAGCAACUUCACGGUGGUCGUAGCAAGAAGUAUCAGCAUCGACAGCAUGAGGAGCAUGGCACGGCCUGCCUCCCUUCCCAGACCGCCUCCCCCGUCCGCCCCUCCCUCUAUUGUCGCCGCUUCUCCCGCUCAGCUUCCCUCACUCUCCCCCACCUCACUUCACCCAUUCCUUCCUCACACUCCCCUAUCCAUUUUCCUCCUCCUUUGCCCUCUUCUCUCUCCUCCACGCUCCCAGCCGCUUCAGAUGAUUCACGCCCUUCCUCCUGCACGGCAUCUUCUUCACUCUCUCAUGACUAUCCGUCCCUUCAUCCCCCCUCCGCCCGCCCGUCACCACCAACCGGUGCACCAGCCACGCUUGUGCUCCUCCCCGGAUUCAGCGCACCAGCCCAGCGCCCAACCCUAACACACAGUCGUCUCACAAGCCCAGCUGUAAACCCUCCAUCCAACCUCAAAACGAGCCAUUCUUGCCCAGACCAUCUGAACUCUACCGAACCAGAUUGUCUGGCUCGGCCGAGCCUAACCCCGAAACGCUCAUGCCUGAGUCAAGGCCGAAUCUGCCGCAGCCAGAUGACAGGAGGGACGAGCCCAGAGCCAGAUGCUUCAAGCCCGAAGCAAGGUGCGGGUCCGAGGCUGGUUCGGCGUGUGUCGUUCAACAGCAUUGUGCGUGUGCGGCGGUUCAUCGAGCUUCCUCCUGAUGCUGAUGGCUACUGCAGUGAGGGCGAUGGAAGAUGUGCCAAUGGCAUCAGCCAAACCGGCAGAAUCAGUACAUGCAAUAACAAGCAGCAGCAGCAGCAGCAGCAGCAAAAGACGGAACUUCUUGACUCCCACUCUGUCUCACGUGAACGUUUCAGCAGUCAGCUUCCUGCCUCCGUACGCCCCUGCUCUGUUCCCUCCUCCCCCUCUCUCCUCCUCUUCCCCUCUUCCUCCUCUUCCCCCUCUUUCUCCUCUUCCCCCUCUUUCUCCUCUUCCCCCUCUUCACAAUCCUCCCCAUCUUCCCCCUCCCACUCCGCCCCAUCUUCCCCCUCCUCCCACUCCUCCAUAUCCUCCCCCUGCGCCUCGUACCCCUCCUCCCCCCGUUCCCCCACCCCCUCUUCCUCUCUUUCACCCCACUGCCCCGCACCCCCACCUGCCCACAUGCGCAAGUGUCUGCCCCCGUUGCCCACGGCUAGAAGGCUGAGAGCACAGCUGAGAGCAGCGGCAGCAAGGCAGGCCAUCGAGCAGGCAGUGGGAGCAUCGGGUGGUGGAAUUUUCUUCUGA
Closterium sp. Yama58-4 is the source of this 1446-nucleotide messenger RNA. The record is from the annotation of a GenBank genome assembly. Lineage: Eukaryota; Viridiplantae; Streptophyta; Zygnematophyceae; Desmidiales; Closteriaceae.